AUGGGGACACCUUCGUACAUCCUUCCAAAUGGAAAACGGUUCGAUUCGUUGCAUCUCGAUGAGUUAUAUCCAGAUAGAGAAAGCAAAGAUGAAGCUGGGCAAAGAUAUCAAAAGAUGCAUGAACAGUACUGGAAUUCCAGCGAUAGAAUGCUCAAAGGACCAUUGGAUAGAGUACAACUGGACCUUUCCGAAAUGCUACUAUUGAGUGCUUUGAUUUAUUGGGAUUUUGGAAUCACAAAUCAAUCCGAGGAAUGCAUUGAAACUUGCCAGCAAAUGCGAAAGAUUGUAAUUGAAGAACUCGCUGACUACGAAAAAUCAAAACUGCCACAUGGAGAUCAUUCGUUUCGAAUAAUGGAGAUUGUGGGUAUCCUUCAAUGUAUUCACAAAGCGUCUUAUGUUAUCAAAGAGUGUGGGCUCGUAGUUAAAAUUUAUGGGUUGAAUGGAAAAGAUUGUCCGCUUUACGAAAUUUCGGAUGGAUGA
Caenorhabditis remanei is the source of this 480-nucleotide messenger RNA. RefSeq lists its product as uncharacterized. NCBI's taxonomy places the organism in Eukaryota, Metazoa, Nematoda, Chromadorea, Rhabditida, Rhabditidae. The coding region runs from base 1 to 480 and encodes 159 amino acids. The transcript has 4 exons. The record is from RefSeq and is a predicted model, not a curated record.